Molecule: messenger RNA, 486 nt
Organism: Penicillium soppii
Lineage: Eukaryota; Fungi; Ascomycota; Eurotiomycetes; Eurotiales; Aspergillaceae
Product: tropomyosin
Exons: 3
Coding region: 1-486 (161 amino acids)
Source: RefSeq, a predicted model, not a curated record
AUGGACAAGAUCAAGGAGCGCAUGGUCGCCCUCCGUGCUGAGGCCGACGAGGCUCAUGAGCUGGUUGACCAGCUGAAGGCUCAGGUCAAGACAUUGGAACAGGAGAAUCUGUCCAAGGAACAAGAAAUUACAUCCCUCAACCACCGCAAUUCUCUCCUCGAAGAGGAGGUUGCGAAUGCAGAGGCUGCCCUGAAGGAGGCCAAGGCCGCUGCUAGCCAGAGCCUCCAGCACGACACCCAGAACGAGGCCCUUCAGCGACGGGUGCAGCUCCUCGAAGAGGAAGCUGAAGAGAAUGACAAGACUCUGCGGGAAACAAACGAGAAGCUUCGCCAAACCGACAUCAAGGCUGGCCACUACGAGCGGAAGGUGCAGGCACUCGAAGACCAGCAAGCCAAGCUGGAGACACGGUACGAGGAUGCGAUCACAGAACACAACAGGAUCAAGAAGGAACUCGAUGACCUCGCAAGCCAGAUGGCCGACAUCUAA